Molecule: messenger RNA, 243 nt
Organism: Antrostomus carolinensis (chuck-will's-widow)
Lineage: Eukaryota; Metazoa; Chordata; Aves; Caprimulgiformes; Caprimulgidae
Product: beta-4C adrenergic receptor-like
Exons: 1
Biological process (GO): positive regulation of MAPK cascade; norepinephrine-epinephrine-mediated vasodilation involved in regulation of systemic arterial blood pressure; adenylate cyclase-activating adrenergic receptor signaling pathway
Cellular component (GO): plasma membrane
Molecular function (GO): epinephrine binding; beta3-adrenergic receptor activity
Source: RefSeq, a predicted model, not a curated record
CUGGGCAUCAUCAUGGGCACCUUCACGCUUUGCUGGUUGCCCUUCUUCGUGGCCAACAUCAUCAAGGUCUUCUGCCGGCCGCUGGUGCCAGAUCAGCUCUUCCUCUUCCUCAACUGGCUGGGCUACAUCAACUCAGCCUUCAACCCCAUCAUCUACUGCCGCAGCCCCGACUUCCGUAAGGCCUUCAAGAGGCUGCUCUGCUGUCCCCGGAAAGCUGACCGGCGGCUGCACGCCAGCGGUGGG